This is a messenger RNA of Malurus melanocephalus (red-backed fairy wren), 3206 nucleotides long. RefSeq names its product serine/arginine repetitive matrix protein 1-like. The transcript has a single exon. NCBI's taxonomy places the organism in Eukaryota, Metazoa, Chordata, Aves, Passeriformes, Maluridae. The record is from RefSeq and is a predicted model, not a curated record. The coding region runs from base 790 to 2088 and encodes 432 amino acids.
GCAGGGCUGGGCAYGGGGCUGGCGGGCAGAGGACAGGCUGAACUGUGCUGGGACACGGACAGGGCUGGGUGGGCGCCCAUGGGAUGUGGCUCUUGGUACCGUUUUCCCACCGGUGUGGAUGGCCAGGGAAGGGUUAAUGCAGGCGAGUGGCUCGAUCUCCAUUGGGGACACAUGUCCCCCCAUCCAGGGGGACCCCUCUGGUUCCCCUUUCCUCAUCCCACCCUGGAGGCAUAUGGGCAUCCAGUUCCUCCACCCCGUUUGCCUCCCCAGGGCUUGCAGUGCUGGUUUCUAGCUCUCUGCAGCAUUCCAUCACUACAGGACUAAUUCCCUGCUCCAUCCCACCCUCCUUUUCAGCCCCACCCCAUCCUCCCCACACCUCUCAGAAAACCUUGGCAGCAGUGGGGAGCGUGCCCAGGUGCACCCACAGCGUGGGGCUGGGGCGCACAGCCCCACUCCCCUUCCCCGUGGAAGACGCUUGCCUGCUGAGYGCAGAUUGCUUUUAUCCAAACCCAAUUUCCUAGCAGGGCUCCAGGAGUCCCAGGGGACUCCCUCCCUCUGCCGAGCAGGGGGGAAAGAUCUGAGCUGGUUUCUGUUAAUUGGUUUAAUUUAUUCAGCGGUGCAGAUGUAAAACAUUUUGUUAUUGGAGAUAAUUCCACCUUUUCUGAAGUCGGGAAUCAAACGCAGCGGCUCCAGGUAGCCGACAAUGAAAUAAAUUGAAGGCAACACUUUAAAGGGGAAUCAAAGUGCUGGGCUAGAACAAUUCCCACAUUUACAUGACAUUUUUCCACGAUGCCGUUUCCCGCUGACGCAAAUUGCCGAGGCCGCCUCGCCGGCCCCCCCUCCCCGCCCCGGUUCGCCCGCUCAUCUCCGUGUCUCUCUUGUCUCCCCGGUGCGUGCGGGGCCGCGCUGCCGCGGCGCAGGUCAGCACCGCCGGACGGCCCCGAGCCCGACGAGCGGCCGGUGUCGGUGUUGAGCUCCCUCAGCUACAGGAAGCGGCCGGGCCUCAAGGACUCCAUAGGCGGCCGCGGGGACGAGCAGACGCUGUUCAGCGCCCUGGGCGAGCGGCCGCCUUCCCCCGAGCGCCCCCCGCGCAGGGCGAACCGCGGCGGCGAGCCCCAGGACCGGGCGGCCGUCAUCGCCCGCGCCUUCGCCGACGCCAGCGGCCGGGCUCGCCAAGGGCUGGACAAGCGGUGGUCCCUCUCGGCCACCGACGUAGAGAAAGCUUCUGUCGCCUCCGCCCCCGUGAGCCGCGUCUCCUCCGCCUCCUGGCGCGGGCUGGAGGACGGCGAUGACGGGGAYGAGGGGUGCUCGGUGCUGAGCUUCGCCCUUUCCAGCCCCGGCAGCUUGCGGAGCCGGCGGGGAGGGCCCGAGGGCCGCCCCGAGUCGCGGCUCUCCCUGGCCCGCAGCCGCCUGGAUGAGGCGGAGGAGGGGUCCCGCGGGCAGCCCCUCUUGGGGCGCAGCUUCUCGGUGCCCCCGCGGCCCCGCAGUGCAGCCUCCGAGGAGGAGGCUCCUGGGGACGCCCGUCCCGUGCGGCACCGCUCCUACCUCGACCCCGACCUGGAAGCCGCCAUCCAGGAGGUGCUGAGCUACCGCCCGCUGCGAGCCAGGGGCUGCUCCAGCCCCGAGGCCGACUCAGGGGAUGACGGCCGCAGUGUCCGGAGUGUCCGGAGUGUCCGGAGUGCGGCCCCGCUGGGCGCCGCUGACCGCCCCUCCGGCAGCCUGCGCCGCUCCGCGUCCGCCCUCGACUUCUCCCGGCACACCUGCCGGUGCCGCAGCAKCUCGGGCUCCUCCGAGGAAGAGGARGAGAGGAAGAAGAAGAGCUCCAAGAAGCGUUCCAAGAAAAGCAAGAAGAAAUCCAAGAAGAAGAAGAAGAAACAGCAGUCRUCAUCCGAGUCCAGUUCCUCCUCCGAGUCCUCCUCCGGCUCCACCAGCUCCUACCGCAGCACCUCCAGUGUCAAGAAAGGCCCGCGGGCAGCAGGGGGAGAGGAGCCGACACGUCCUGCCCGGGGCAAAAAGGAGGAGAAGCAGAGGAAGAAGCAGGUGGACAGCCUGAUGAUGAAGUACCUGUACCGUCCCGAGAGCGACUGAGGCAGGAGGUGGGAGCGGUGUGUGCCGUGCAGCAUGAACCUCCCCGUGUGCCACUAACCGCUCGCCCUAACCCUCUCCUGAUCCGGACAUGGAGCUCUCCUCCAUCGGGAUGGGGCACCCCGGGACGGGGCACCCCUCUGUGCCUGCAGCAGCCCUGUUUUUGGGGUGCAGCAGGGCAUCCCCAGCGCAUCUCCAUCCGUGGGGAGAUCCCCGGCGUGGCCGCAGCGGGACCGGCAGCUGCCUGUGCUGCCAGGACGCAGCGUGUUCGGGAUUAGCAGCUGCGGGGCACCRGGAAGUGCUAAUCCCUUCCUGGCUCCGCAGCCACCGGCCAGGACACAUCUGGAUUUGUUCCUUGAGGAAAUUUAAGGGUUUGGGGGGCAGCACAGCAUCCUGCUCGYCCCGGGAGUGGAGUGGAAUGGGUACUAACACGCACCCACUGCAGUGUGUGAGCAUGGGGGGAGGCAGCACCUGAGGGGGGACCCAGGAUGGGCAGCUGGAGCUCAGARCUGCCCUGUGCCCUCUUGGCUGCCUGUGAUGGGAAUUCGGGGUGUGAAUGGCCUCAACCUGCAGGACUGUGGGGCUCUGAAUGCUGUUGAUGCAGAGGGGAGGAUUUGCCAGGGCUUGCCAGCAGCAGUUUCAGAACAGGCUCCAUCCUUUCUGAUGGCUUGAACAGGAGAAUGGCCAGAGGAAGGGAAGGAAGCCUUUUGGAAAUGUGGUUGCUGUUGGGCUGCAGGGGCAGGGCAGGCAUCAUGGGGUAACAGGGGGAAGCAGCACCCCCAGCACCCAGCCCUGGGCUCGGGUACAACAGGGACCCUCAUUCAGGGUGUCUGGGGGUGCUGCUGUUGGCAUCCACGAGCCUUUUCCUGGGCAGGCUCAGCUCGGCCCCACUGCAGAGCAGGGGCUCAGCUCAGCGCAGCGAAGAGUUGUUUGCAGCGAGGCAUGUCCCAAAUAUCUCGGAAAGAAUAAAAAAGGAGGCAAUCAAGGCUCCAUCCAGCUGGCUGCCAGCGUGCUCCUGGCUCACGGCAGCUCCCGCUGCAGCCGGAGGGGAGCCGAGCUCAGCAGCCAAGCCGUGCUGGGGACACGGAGCCCCCCAUGACUCCCCCUMACCYCAYUCUCUC